UAAUUUAGGCAAGUAAAUAAUUUCACCAACCCAAAAAUCUUUCCUUCCCUACUUUAUGUUUGUUCAUGCAACGCAAACUGGAAUGAGUGGAAUCUUUAAUCUUUCAAUUCUCCCUUUCUUGGGGGAUAUUUUGCAUUAAAGUCAAGUGAAAAGAGUCGAUUAUGGCGGCUCGCUUUGGAAAUUUGUUACAUAGCUACUGCCCAAACCUUUAAAUUGCCUUCCGGAUGCACCUCAAAAUCAGCUUCAUUCUUUGUGUUUUCUAAUUUCUAGCUCACUCAAUUCAGCCAUGGAAGAACGGAGGAGUCCAGAAAGUUUUCAUCUACAACACAGUGAAAGUAAACUUUCGUCUAUCGUAGAAACGCGCUCAAGGAAUUCAGUGAAAGCAUUGAGAUCAAUUUCAACAAGCUUUACUGCUAGUUUUGAUAGGCUUACGAGUUUUGGAAACAUAAGAUUUGACCGAGAAGUUAGGAGUAAAGGUUUGGGAUAUCUUAAAUCUCUGGUUGAUAAAAACCCAGUAUUUCUUCAUUUGUGGAAUGAAAUACUUGUCAUGUUGUGUGUGAUUGCUACCUCAUUGGAUCCUUUGUUCUGUUACACCCUGUUGGUUGAUGAAGGCAAAGGAUGUGUUAGAUUUGACGACAAAAUGAGAAAAGUAGUUGUAAUUCUUCGCUCAAUCAUAGACUUCCUCUACAUAAUUCUCAUUGUCUGUCAUUUUCAUUUUGGAUAUUCCACAUUUUAUAAUGCAAAUCCUGAUGAAGCCGAUGAUGGUGUUUGGACAAGAGCUUGGAGAUUCUUUUUCUCUUACUUCACAGUUGACGUUCUUUCAGUUCUUCCACUCCCCCAGGUGGUGGUUUUAAUUCUCAUUCCAAGCUUAAGAGGAAAUGGAUUUAUAUACGCAGUGAGGUCAUUGAAAUAUAUUCUCAUCGUUCAAUAUUUGCCAAGGGUCUUUCGAAUCUACUCAUUCUUAAAGAAAGUUAGAUGGACUUCGAGCAUUCUCCCAGAAAGUGCCGGGGCUAAAGCUGUAUUCAAUCUCUUCCUUUAUAUGCUUGCAAGCCAUGUUAUUGGAGCGUUUUGGUACUUGUUCACUAUAGAGAGAAAAACAACUUGCUGGGAAGAAAACUACACAAAUUGGUCUCUAAACUGCAAUUACGUAGGCAACUUGAGUGUCGACACCAUUUGCUCUCCGAAAGCUGAAAAUGAUUCCAAUUCUUUUAAUUUUGGAAUAUUCAAAGACGCUCUUCCUAUUGUGGGAUCAAGAGAGAUCGUGAAGAAAUUUUCUCUCUGUUUUUGGUGGGGUCUGCAGAAAUUGAGUUCCUUGGGUCAAGAUCUCAAAACUAGUAACCAUUUGUGGGAAAUCUACUUUGCAGUCACCAUUACCAUUUCUGGCUUGGUAUUAUUUGCUCUUCUUGUUGGAAAUUUGCAGGUCAGUAAGCCUACUUCAAACUCGUCAACUAGGCGCGUUAGGCCCAGUUUUGCUUUGACAUAUCUGCAAUCAACCAUAGCAAGAUUGGAGGAAAUGAGAUUGAAGGGGCAAGAUAUCGAGUUGUGGAUGUCUUACCAUUCCCUCCCACCCAAGUUGAAGAAAAAGAUUAAAAAGUAUGAACGGUACAAGUGGCGAGAAACCAAAGGCGUUGACGUGGAGCAGGUUCUUCGUAAUCUUCCAAGAGAUCUAAGAAGAGACACCAAACGACAUCUAUGCUUGACUCCACUCUUAAGUGUUUCAAAGCUUCAAAACGUGGACGAUAAGCUUCUGGAUGCCAUAUGUGAUUAUCUAAAGCCAAUGCUGUACAUUGAGCGAAGCGUCAUUGUUCAAGAAGGAGAGCCACUGGAUGAAAUGGUGUUCAUAAUUCAAGGCAAAGUAAUGAUCUACUCAAAAAGAGACAGUGAAGCUGUAGAUAAUUCCUCAGAGUCAAGAUGGCUUACAAAAGGUGACUUUUAUGGAGAGGAUCUUCUAGAUUGGGCACUGCGAAAUCCUGCUUCAACCACUGUCCCCAUAUCGACCAAAACCAUCCGUGCGCACACGAAAGUUGAGGCGUUCGUCCUCAUGGCAAAUGAUUUAAAAACUGUGGUCUCGAAAUUCUGGUGGCUUUUCAGCAGAAACUCUCCUAGUUUGAAAGCAAUAUGGGCACCGUGGGCGGCUUUAGCUUUGCAGUUAGCAUGGCGGAGAUACCUAAAAAGCAAGAAUGAGAAGGAUGAGUGUAAGUCUCAGCUGGCUAUUGAGAGAAGGAAUGUUGUUCCGCAUUCAAGUACCCGACUUCUUAACUCUAACUUGGCUCGAGUCCUUCGUGUUCUUAAGCUAAAGGCCAAAAAAGCACAAGCAGCUGAAUCCAGCAGAGUCUGAGUAAUAAUGUAUUGUGUGCUUCUUAUUUAAUUGUGGAUUGCUUCCUCUGUAUAUUCAUUCCACUCUUUAGCUUCUCAUCAUGACUGUUUCACCGUUUCCAGGUUUUAACUGCCAAUAUUGGUCUCUCUAUGUUUUUACUUCUAAACCUUCCGCCUAAAGUUUACUCAAA
Cucumis sativus (cucumber) is the source of this 2507-nucleotide messenger RNA. RefSeq names its product cyclic nucleotide-gated ion channel 1. The record is from RefSeq and is a predicted model, not a curated record. Gene Ontology annotation, molecular function: monoatomic ion channel activity. Gene Ontology annotation, cellular component: membrane. The coding region runs from base 287 to 2338 and encodes 683 amino acids. Gene Ontology annotation, biological process: monoatomic ion transport; transmembrane transport. Lineage: Eukaryota; Viridiplantae; Streptophyta; Magnoliopsida; Cucurbitales; Cucurbitaceae. The transcript is spliced from 8 exons.